Lycium barbarum (goji berry) is the source of this 1532-nucleotide messenger RNA. RefSeq names its product probable purine permease 11. NCBI's taxonomy places the organism in Eukaryota, Viridiplantae, Streptophyta, Magnoliopsida, Solanales, Solanaceae. The record is from RefSeq and is a predicted model, not a curated record. Gene Ontology annotation, cellular component: membrane. Gene Ontology annotation, molecular function: purine nucleoside transmembrane transporter activity. The transcript has 2 exons. The coding region runs from base 262 to 1368 and encodes 368 amino acids.
CAUUUUCGUUUGAUGACCCUUCGAAAUAUGCCUUCAAUUUCCAACGUUCUUUUUAUUUUUUCUUACGUAAUAUUUAAGGGGUAGUUUUUGGGGGGGUGUAGUAGUAAAUUCAGCUAUCCUCUUUCCAUCUAACUCUCUCCUUUAAAUUUGGAUUCGGUUACUACAUUUGUAUAAUUGUAUUUUAUUGAAGUUCCGUUCUUCUCACUGACUUUAAGGCUGCUAUUGUGGCCGCUUGACCAAUUUUUUUCCUUCUUUUCCACCAUGACAGCAGAUAAUCAGCAACCAAUUUUGCGAAAAGAUAGUACCUCAAAUGCGCAGCAUCCGCUGGCGAAGCUGAACCGUCUGCACUUUUGGCUUCUGGUGGCACUUAACAUUUUUUUCCUUCUCGUUGGUCAAGCUGCUGCUGUAAUUUUGGGAAGAUUUUACUAUGAGAAGGGUGGAAAUAGUAAAUGGAUGGCCACCGUCAUCCAGACAGCUGCUUUUCCAAUUCUUUUCAUUCCUUACUUUUUCAUUUCUUCUCCUCAAAAUCAUUCAGAAGGCUCCACUCGAUCUUCUAUCAUCACGGUUAGCAUAAUCUAUUUCGUAAUUGGUGCACUGGUUGCCGGAGACAACAUGUUGUAUUCCAUCGGACUAUUGUAUCUCUCUGCUUCUACUUAUUCCCUUAUUUGUGCAACUCAAUUGGUUUUCAGUGCAGUCCUUUCUUUCUUCCUGAACCAUCAAAAGUUCACAGCAUUGAUUAUGAAUUCUGUGGUCGUGCUCUCUUUAUCUGCUUCUCUUCUUGCUGUUAACGACGAUUCUGAUAAGCCUGUGGGCGUAACUAAGUCGAAAUAUGUCAUUGGAUUUCUAGCUACUCUUGCCGCUUCAGCUAUGUACGCUCUCUUGCUUUCCCUUAUGCAGCUUUCGUUCCAAAAGGUUCUAAAGAAAGAAACGUUUUCUGUGGUUCUGGAGAUGCAAAUAUACACAGCACUUGUAGCCACCGGGGUCUCUAUAGUGGGUCUCUUUGCUAGCGGAGAAUGGAAGACUUUGCAAGGGGAAAUGGGUAGUUUUACUGCUGGAAAACUUGCAUAUGUGAUGACUCUGGUUUGGACAGCUAUAGCUUGGCAGAUUUGCUCAGUUGGGGUUGUAGGUUUGGUUUUUGUGGUGUCUUCAUUGUUCUCUAAUGUUAUUAGUACGCUUUCCUUGGCGAUCACCCCUAUUGCUGCUGUGGUAAUCCUCCAUGACAAGAUGAACGGUGUGAAAAUAAUCGCCAUGCUGAUGGCCAUUUGGGGCUUCUGUACUUACAUAUACCAGAAUUAUGUCGAUGAUCUUAAGGCAAGAAAUGCACCAAGUGCUGUUGAUGAUGCUCCACGCCAGUCAAGAUCUUGCUGAAGUCUUAGGGCCAGGCAAGUGCAUAGACUGAAUUGUUAGAGUUCCUGGCACUCAUAGCUAAAAUUCUUUAAAUACUUGUUUGUAGUUAGGAAUUUUGCUCUAUUUGGAAUUAUCAUUUAUCAAUGCCUGUUAAUAGCAAUGACAAUUUAGUAGCAAAUUCUUGA